UACAGACACAGGAAAUACAUUGUUAUCAAUGUUGUAAAUAAACAAAUUACUUUACAAAAGUAGGACGUUAUAAAAGUCGAACGUUUACCGUGUCAGUAGCGCAUAAAUUGUCGCGGGUACGCGAAAAUUUAAUUUUGUCAUCGAAUACGCAACCGCUUGGGAAGAUAGCGUCAUCGCCGAACGUAACCACGAGUUUGAUAACUUAACUUUCUCUCUGGCGCUGCGCUGGCGUGCGGCUGCUGUACAGCUGCGGGAGCCUCCAGCAAGCAGCCUCAUUCCGUCAUCACUGCCGAGCCAGCACGUUCGCGGCGAACGGAGCGCGCUCGCCAACCGCUCCCGCGAAAACCGCGCUUAAAUUAAAAUUUAAAAUUUACAUUCGACCGUUCGAAUUAAAACAAAAUAGUGAUUCCGUUGAAACAAGACGUGUUCAUCUGUUCCGAUUGAAUGAAUGGUUUUUGAAUAACUUUUGUUAAGUUGUCUAUUGUCAGCAGCAGCAUGGGAACUUUUAAAAAGUUACGACGAAGUCUGCUGCUUUUAGCGGUCGUGCUAGCCGUAGAAACGAGUGCACAGAAAAGCAAGUCAGACGACAGCAACAUCCAAGCAGUGCCGAGUGACUUACGGCGAGCUGUCAGCGAAGCACUAGCAUUAGAAAAGAGAUUCUUAUUAGGAGCUAAUGAUGCAACGAACUGCUCAUCAGAAAAUGACGAGUUCAGCGGGAUCCCCUGCCCACCGAGCAAAUACCGCAGUGCAAGCGGGGAGUGCAACAACGUGCGACACAGGCCUUGGGGAAGAAGGGGGGAUGUGUUCCUUAGGCUGCUACCUCCCAACUAUGUCGAUGGAGUGUCACAGCCUCUAUCAUCACCGUACCUACCAGAAGCGACGCUGGCUGUCCAUGCCGCAGCCCAGCUGACAUCUCCAGCUGACCAUGACUACGUGACAAGCAUGCUCGCCGCCUGGGGACAGCUCAUUAUGGACGACCUCAUAACCACAGCCAAUGGCAACAAGGACUGCAGAGGAGCAACUUGCGAAUACGUUCGCUCUGCACCCACAAGAAACAUCGAUUCUUGCGGCUUUGAACACCGUGAUCAGAUGAACAUGGCCACAUCAUUCCUCGACGGCUCCGUACUAUACGGAAGCUCGGAGAAAGAGCUCCGGUCUCUAAGACUGUACGAUGCUGGCAAAAUCGACGUCGACUCAUGCCGCAAAUGCAAAGACGGCUCUCCCACCGCUCCUCUAUACAAAGCAUUGUUGGCGGAACAUAACCGCAUUGCUGGCGAGCUCUACACUCUGAACCCCUUCUGGGAUGACACGACUCUGUUUUUGGAGACAAGACGCGCUGUGGCCGCCAUCAUCCAGCAUAUCACAUACAAUGAGUUCUUGCCUGUUCUGUUGGGAGAGGUCGGUAUGGCGAAAGCAGAACUCAAGCUGACAUCUCUUGGAUUCUGGCGAGGUUAUUCUAGUGCCAUCCGCGCUGGUAUCUAUUCCGAACUCGUUGCUGUAGCACCCAUCUUCCAAGCCAUGAUGAACGAGAGACUGAUAAAUGUGACAACCACCUUAUCAGACUUGGUACGGACCAGCGCUCAACACGUUUCUCAUUUCCCACUCUCGGCUCAAUGGGACUUGAACAGGGCUCGUGACCAUGGCGUGUCUUCAUACCUGAGGGCUUUACGCAUGUGUGAACCCACCUCAACCAUCAAGUCUUUUGGAGACUUCAGCCAAAUGGGCUUCGACAGAAAGCAGCAGGAAAUGAUGGCUGAUAUGUACAGGAGUGCUGAUGACGUUGAACUCAUGAUUGGCGGAGCUAUGGAGAAACCAGCGUCCGGUGCUGUUGUUGGAUCAACGAUUGCAUGUGUUCUCGCACUCCAGUUCGCUAACUUGAAGAAAAGUGACAGAUUCUGGUACGAAAACGACCUGCCCCCGUCAUCACUAUCACCUGAACAACUCGGUGCUAUUAGGAAGGUGUCACUUGCGGGUAUGCUCUGCGCCGCUCAAGACAGUUUAACAAGCAUCCAACCCAAGGCGUUUGUCAAAGAAGACCCCUAUCUGAACGCUGCUCAGCACUGCUCCCAACACAGCAUCCUGGAACUUUCUGCAUGGAGAGACGAAAGCGGCGCCAAAGCUGCGGAAAGAUUGUCACAAGAUAUGCUCGCUACAGCUCUCGAAAAGGCCAAGCAAGAAAUGGCUGACAGAAAGAAAUUGGAAUACAUGCUUUGGGAAGCCCGUGGUGGAGCCGACCCCAAGUCUCCGGUAGGCACUGCGGCGUCGUUCUCAAAGGCCAACAAGUAUGCUCUGAAACUCGCUAACACAUCGCUCUUUUUGGAAUUCGCAACCAAUGAACUUAUCAACUCCAUCAACAGCGGCCAUCGUCGCAAGCGACAGAUCUUCGACGACUCUCUAGGCUUUGGAACAUCAGACUUCGUAGACUCUCUUCAAUCAGUGGACAUCAGCGGUUUCCUCGGCAAUGACCAGUCUGGUCCGAUCAUCGAGCCUCAGUGCGAUGACAAGGGUCCCUGCAGUCCUGACAGCCCCUUCAGAACUUACACUGGAUAUUGUAACAACUUGCGAAACCCUAACCUGGGCAAGGGAUUAACUACAUUCGCUAGAUUGCUGCCCCCUGUUUAUGAAGACGGUGUAAGUCGCCCUCGCAUCAACUCAGUGACUGGUACUCCACUGCCAUCUCCUCGUGUGGUCUCCACAGUUAUCCACCCUGACAUCUCCAACUUGCACACGCGAUACACUCUCAUGACGAUGCAGUUUGCGCAGUUCCUCGACCACGAGCUCACCAUGACACCCAUCCACAAAGGUUUCCACGAGUCCAUUCCUGAUUGUCGGUCCUGUGACUCUCCAAGAACAGUCCACCCUGAAUGUAACCCAUUCCCCGUACCACGUGGUGACCACUACUACCCUGAAGUCAACGUUACAUCUGGAGAGAGACUUUGCUUCCCAUUCAUGAGAAGUUUGCCUGGACAGCAACAACUUGGACCUCGUGAGCAAGUAAACCAGAACACUGCCUUCAUUGACGCGUCGGUCAUCUACGGAGAGAACCCUUGCAUCGUACGAAAACUCCGUGGUUUUAACGGACGCCUCAACGCUACAACAAACCCUAUCAAUGGUCGCGAACUGCUGCCUAGAACUGACAACCAUCCCGAGUGCAAGGCCAAAAGUGGAUUCUGUUUCAUUGCUGGUGACGGUCGUGCCUCCGAGCAGCCGGGUCUCACGGCCAUCCACACGAUCUUCCUCCGCGAACACAACCGCAUCGUAGAAGGUCUCCGCGGCGUGAACCCGCACUGGGACGCCGACCAGCUGUUCGAGCACGCGCGUCGUAUUGUCGCCGCCACCUUCACACACACCAUCUACAAUGAGUUCCUGCCCAGACUGCUUUCAUGGAACGCUGUCAAUUUGUACGGACUCAAGCUGUUGCCUUCAGGUUACUACAAAGAAUACUCGCCUACCUGCAACCCCUCGAUCGUGACAGAGUUCGCAGCAGCCUCCUUCCGUUUCGGUCACUCUCUGCUCAGGCCCCACUUGCCGCGUCUCUCGCCCAGUUUCCAACCCGUCGAACCACCAAUCCUGCUAAGAGACGGAUUCUUCAGGCCCGACAUGUUCAUGGCUCACCCACCAAUGGUAGACGAACUGAUGCGUGGUCUCGCCUCAACUCCCAUGGAAACCCUCGACCAGUUCAUCACUGGUGAAGUAACAAACCAUCUGUUCGAAGACCGUCGUAUACCCUUCUCUGGAAUCGACCUUGUUGCUCUAAACAUCCAGAGAGCUAGAGACCACGGAAUACCAAGUUACAACAACUACAGAGCCCUCUGCAAUCUGAAGAGAGCCACAACAUUCGAGGAUUUGUCCAGAGAAAUACCUGAUGAAGUUAUUGCAAGGUUCAAGCGUAUCUACGCUACUGUUGACGACAUCGACCUAUUCCCCGGUGGUAUGAGUGAGAGGCCACUCCAGGGUGGUCUGGUUGGACCCACCUUUGCGUGCAUCAUUGCUAUACAGUUCAGACAGCUCAGGAAAUGCGACAGAUUCUGGUAUGAAAACGACAACCCAGCAGCUCGCUUUACGGAACAGCAAUUGGCUGAGAUUCGAAAAACGACGCUGUCCAAACUGAUGUGUGACAAUUUCGACGUUCCCGGAGAAAUUCAAAGGGCUGCUUUCGACUUGCCUAGCAAUUUCCUGAACCCACGCGUAUCAUGUGCAUCCCUACCACAGUUGGACUUAUCAGCGUGGCGCGAGAGUUCAGCGCAAGGCUGUCUGAUCGCCGGCCGCUCUGUCGCCGUUGGAGAGUCUGCCUUCCCAUCGCCUUGCACAUCGUGCAUAUGUACCGUAGAAGGGGCGCAGUGCGCAUCGCUGCGCAUCACGGACUGCGCGCAGCUGUGGCGCGAGUGGCCGCGCGAGGCGGUGCAGCGCGACGACGUGUGCACCGCGCAGUGCGGCGCCAGCUCCGCGCCCGCCGCGCCGCACGCGCCCGCGCGCGCCCCGCGACGACCCAACAUCAACUUCAACUUCCCCGACCUCUCACCAUUCGUCGCCAAGUGAACAACCCCACCCCCACACCACAGGACAUAAGUUUACACAUCCAGAGACGACCCCCUCAAACUACAAUUCAAUUCGUCUCUGAAUUCAAAAUAAACCAGGGAAUAACGAAACAAACAAAAGAAAAGUUGAAUAAAACUUAAAAACGUCACAAGACAAUGAAAUGAUCCAAAGCAUUGUCAUCGCCAGCGAUUGGCGCAUAUUUAUUCCAAAAUACAAAUUAUCUUCAAAUUAUUUUUACAAUUUUUUAAAUACAAGACAGGAUCGAUAACUAGUCGUAAUAUAUCUACGGCGCUUGUUUUAUAUUUACCUAUCUAGUUUCAAACAUAUGUCUAUAACAUUAACAAUUUCAGAGUUACCAUAAGAUUACCAGUGAAACGAGAGAAUAAUAGUCACAAUAUUUAAAUAUUCAAGUAUCUGACUGAUUGUCGUGUCUUAUAUACUUUGUUUUAUACUUAGCUUAAGUAUUGGUUAGGUCAUAGUACUACUCGUUAUCCGAUGUGGACGUCUGUAGCCGACCUAUACCUUGAGGUCGCAAUGAAACAAACAUAUGUACAAACACUGUAGCUUAGAAAAUAGCGUGCUUCGUUUAAAAUAGUUCUAUUUUCUAAAUUCAGUUGCUUUGUUAACGUUAUCAUAGUUUUGUUUUUAUGUAAUACAAUUUUACAUAAGAAACUUGUUAGUCCUAUUAAGUAUGUUUAUAUAAUAUUUAAUGGUACUUAUAUAUUAUGUCAAAAUUUGAUUAUAGCUUUCCAUAACUAGUUAAGUGUUUCGUUUCUAUCACAUUAGUUGUUAAUCAUGAGUCUUAUAUCAAAAUCGUGAUAUCGAAUUGUAAAAUACUUUGAGAAAAAUGUUUUAAUGUUACAUAAUAUUAUAUAAGUUUCUAAUAUAAACAACUUGUUAGCGGUGACUUUAAUAACAAGAAUACUAGCAAUGCGUUGGCGUUGCUAAUACUCUUGUUAACCUUUCUAAGCUUAACGUGCCUUGAGUGUUCACCACAUAUACUUCGUAAGGUCAGAAUUCUCUUCGGACUUUAAACUUAGAACUACCUUUUACUCUAUAGACUAUAAUAUUUUUCUAAGUAAUAUUAUGGUAAUGUGUUGCAAUGUUUCUAAAUAUUCACAAACAUUAAAUAUAACGUCAUCGUGAGCUUUAAAUAAACGACACCACAAUGUUGAACGACAUAAAUACAGUGUCAAUAUCAUCAAUGUAGCCAAAAUAUAACCUCCCGUUUUACCAAUAAUGUUACCAUAUUAUUAAUAUUUACCAGAUUCCCUAUAGUGGGAACAAAGCUGAGACCAAAAGUUAGUCUCCAAUAAUUAUAAUAGUUGUGUCUAGCUCACUAUAAUAAUUAAAUUCACUGCCUAGUUGUACCUAGGAAUGUAGGUCUUGUAAAUUAUUUUGUAAUAUAUUGGAGUUAAUAAUUAAGCGUAACACAUUUAUUAGUUGUAAUAUUUUUAGUUUUAUGAUAUGAAUCUCACCUAGACAACGAAAAUUGAAUAGAAAUAUUUUUUAUUUA
This is a messenger RNA of Trichoplusia ni (cabbage looper), 6055 nucleotides long. RefSeq lists its product as uncharacterized. The coding region runs from base 496 to 4539 and encodes 1347 amino acids. Lineage: Eukaryota; Metazoa; Arthropoda; Insecta; Lepidoptera; Noctuidae. The transcript is spliced from 24 exons. Gene Ontology annotation, molecular function: heme binding; peroxidase activity. Gene Ontology annotation, biological process: response to oxidative stress. The record is from RefSeq and is a predicted model, not a curated record.